AGGCAGAGUGUUUGCAUCCGAGACAGCAAUGGCGUUUCAGGGCCCAUUUUUACCCAGAAGCUUUUUAUUAUGAGAGGAAACUGAGGCACUGAACUGUGACUGUUUUUUGAGCCUUAGUGUCUGCUCUAAUGCACUCUUCUGGGUUAGGAGGUAUUCCUGUGAUACUGUCAAAGUAAGAGCAGGAAUGUGAACUAAUCCUACCUUCACCACCUUCUCAUCGUAGAAGGCCGAGUUUAUUCUGCAGCAGAAAGGGUGCUUUUAAAAAUAAAAAUAAAAGAGCAUCUCCCUGGGUUACCAAGUAGCAACCUGUUUUGCCGCAAUGGUAACUGGCUAGUUUAUACCUGGCAGGUAGCAGACUAUCCCCAUCUAUAGGGAAGGAACACUGACAAGGUAAAAGACACUCAGUGGACAUGGUCCAGUACGGUAUGACUUGUUCUUGGAAACACCUCCCAAAAAGCCCUUCCCUUAAAUUAAUAGAGAAUGCUUUGGCUGCAACAGCCAAAAAGUGAUUUUUAAACAUAUUGAUUCUGGGCCAAAAAGGCCAUCUUUUAUAAAUGGUAGUAGACAAAGUGGACCAUUUGGAAAAUUAAUGUCAUAUUGUCAUCUAUUUUAAAUGACAGUAUUUCUAUCAAGAGAGAAAGUAAAGGCUUUGUAUAGCCUCCUAGAUAUUUAUGUACAUAUGACCUAUCCUGAGGGUUGGUGCUAGCUGGGACUUAGGGUGUGAAGAGGGUUUUUUAUUGCCCUCCUGCAGAAUACUAACUCUUGGAUUUUUUUUCCAGAGCUUUAGUUCUUGGUGCUUGGAGGAACCAGUGCAGUGGGCAUUCUGCAGAAGAAAGUUUUCAGCUUUGUAACAUGUAUCCUGUCCUUUUUCUGAAUAUCUAGAGUGCAGAUGGCGGCCUCUGAGGUAGCUGACCAUGGGGCCAGUGCCCCCAGUCCUUCGGAAUCCUCUACUUUAUGUGCUUCCAAGUCAGAUGAAGCUCUCCCAGAUGGCCUAAGCCCCAAAGACUCUGCCCAGAAACAGAAGAACUCUUCUCCACCGAGUGUAAGUAGCCAAAUGGUAACCAAGGAGAGUAACAGAAAUGCUCAUUUGGAACACCCAGAGCAGAAUCCUGGUUCAUCAGCAAGUGAUGCUUCAACAGCGCACCAGGAGGUUUUAGGAGAAAACUUGGUAGCCACAGCCCUUUGUCUUUCUGGCAGUGGGUCUCAGUCUGAUUUGAAGGACUUGACCAGCCCAGCAGGAGAGGAGGGGGACACAAGCCUCCAGGAGAGCCUCCAUCCAGUCACUCGGUCUCUUAAGGCAGGGUGCCACUCAAAACAACUUGCCUCCAAGAAUUGCUCUGAAGAGAAAGCCCCACCAGCCUCCAUCCUAAAGGAAGGUAGCAGGGAUGCAGGCUUGGAUUUCCGACCUGUAGUGCCUCCUGCAAAUGGGGUUGAAGGAGUCAGAGUGGAUCAGGAUGAUGAUCAGGAUAGCUCUUCCCUGAAGCUUUCUCAGAACAUUGCUGUACAGACUGACUUUAAGACAACAGAUUCAGAGGUAAACACAGAUCAAGAUAUUGAAAAGAAUCUGGACAAAAUGAUGACAGAGAGAACCCUGUUGAAGGAGCGCUACCAAGAAGUCCUGGACAAGCAGAGGCAGGUGGAGAAUCAGCUCCAAGUGCAAUUAAAGCAGCUUCAGCAAAGGAGAGAAGAAGAAAUGAAGAAUCACCAGGAGAUACUAAAGGCUAUUCAGGAUGUGACCAUAAAACGGGAAGAGACCAAGAAGAAGAUAGAGAAAGAAAAGAAGGAGUUCUUGCAAAAGGAGCAGGACCUGAAAGCUGAAAUUGAGAAGCUCUGUGAGAAAGGCAGAAGAGAAGUGUGGGAAAUGGAACUGGAUAGACUUAAGACCCAGGAUGGUGAAAUCAAUCGGAACAUUAUGGAAGAGACAGAGCGGGCCUGGAAGGCUGAGAUCCUGUCACUAGAGAGCCGAAAGGAAUUGCUGGUGUUGAAACUGGAAGAAGCAGAAAAAGAAGCAGAGCUGCAUCUGACUUACCUCAAGUCAACUCCUCCAACAUUGGAGACAGUUCGUUCCAAACAGGAGUGGGAGACAAGACUGAAUGGAGUUCGGAUAAUGAAAAAGAAUGUUCGGGACCAGUUUAAUAGUCAUAUCCAGCUAGUGAGGAAUGGAGCCAAGUUGAGCAGUCUUCCUCAGAUCCCUACCCCCACUUUGCCUCCACCCCCCUCAGAGGCAGACUUUAUGCUUCAAGUAUUUCAGCCCAGUCCCUCUCUGACCCCUCGGAUGCCCUUCUCUAUUGGGCAGGUCACAAUGCCUAUGGUUAUGCCAAGUGCAGAUCCUCGCUCUUUGUCUUUUCCAAUCUUGAACCCUGCCCUUUCCCAGUCCAGCCAACCAUCCCCACCUCUUCCUGGCUCACAUGGGAGAAAUAGCCCUGGCUUGGGUUCCCUGGUCAGCCCUCAUGGUCCACACAUGCCUCCUGCUGCCUCCAUCCCGCCUCCCCCAGGCUUGGGCGGUAUUAAAGCUUCUACUGAAACUCCCCGACCCCAACCAGUAGACAAACUGGAGAAGAUCCUGGAGAAGCUGCUGACUCGGUUUCCACAGUGCAAUAAGGCCCAGAUGACCAACAUUCUUCAGCAAAUCAAGACAGCACGUACCACCAUGGCGGGCUUGACCAUGGAGGAAUUAAUUCAGCUGGUAGCUGCACGGCUGGCAGAGCAUGAACGGGUGGCAUCGAGCACUCAGCCACUUGGUCGGAUCCGGGCUUUGUACCCUGCUCCUCUGGCCCAAAUCAGUACCCCAAUGUUCUUGCCUUCUGCCCAAGUUUCAUACCCUGGAAGGUCUUCACAUGCUCCACCCACCUGUAAACUGUGUCUUAUGUGUCAGAAACUUGUCCAGCCCAGUGAGCUGCACCCGAUGGCUUGCACCCAUGCGCUGCACAAGGAGUGUAUCAAAUUCUGGGCCCAGACCAACACAAAUGACACUUGUCCCUUUUGCCCAACUCUUAAAUGAUGGACCCGACUGGGGAGAAAGAAGAGGAGAAACCGAUGUGAACAGGAAACGCGGGUUCAAGAUUUCUAAAACUCUAUAUUUAUACAGUGACAUAUACUCAUGCCGUGUACAUUUUUAUUAUAUAGGUAAUGUGUGUAUAGAAGUCUGUAUUCAAAUGUUCGUAAUGAAAGUAUGUAUAUAAUGCAGAUAUACCCUGUUCCCCCUCAUCUUGCAGUUCUUUUUGGAGUUGCAGACUAUAGGGAAUAUGAUGUUUAAUUUGGCCUGGAGAUCAUGAUCCCUGCAUAGGACUGUUGUCUAACCCGUCUAGGAAAUUGCUGUUGCUCUAAGGCCAUCCUGCUUUGGUUUGGCUCAGCCUCUAGUCCAUUUUUGUAAGGCUCAUGUAUGCAGAAUUGAAGCCUGGUGCUCACCUGCUGUCCAACCAGAUGCCUUGCUUUGCAGGGGCCUCCAGAAGUCUUGGUGUUGUUUUAGCCACUCCAUUCCAAUGGGGAAAAAAUGUUACUGAUUGAGGGGGGAAAAAUGUAACUCUGAUAGUUUGAUUUUUCAUUGAACAUUUUACUGUGUUAAUGCUCAUUAUUUAUACAUUGAUAUCAGGUAUACAGGAUAUUCUGUGUUAUGUCAGUAAAAUCCACAGUCUAAGAACAACAUAAUCAGGUCCCAUUUCUCCCACCAUCUUCUGUCUACUCUAUUUCGUGGGUAGAAAAGCACAAUUCAUAGAUCUAUCCAUGGGCCUAGCCACCAUCCCUUGCCACUGGCUUGGCCUCCACUAACCACUGACAGGCCAGCCUUCCAAAGUGCUCAUCCCUUCCAUUCCUCUGGUCUCCUGAUCUAGCUCUCUUCUCCCCACAAAAGGUUAAGGCAGUUGGUUUACAACCAAGUUGUUUGGUGACCUUGGGUGAGCUCCAGACAGGCACUGGGGUGAGAUGUCUGUGCAAAAUUAUUUGCAGAAUAAUCAUGGGAUGUUGGAUUUUCAUUUGUGAAGCAAGAAAGCUAUGGGGAACACAUUCCCUGUCUGGGAUAAAGUGAAGACAAAGUAAGAUGAAGGGGGGGUGGGACUUGACAGUCACGAGCCAUGUUUUGUAGAUUCCCAUCUGGAGUGAGAUGGCUUUCCAUCUCUGCUUAUUGAGUACUUCUGAGUUUUAUGUCUGGAAAACUGUGGCUCAGAGAACCUUGAGUCUUUUCCCAAUCUUUAUGUUUACUCCUAUAGUAAAUGGCUUUAAUUCCCUUCUUUUUUAGAAUUAAACAAGUAUUAACUGAGGAAAAAGGAAUUGGAUUUGAGGGAAGGGCAACAUUAUAUUACCAAUAACUGAGGUUUUCCCAUUCUGGCACUGGGAAAUGCUUGUUGAGUUUAGCGAUUUGUAUUAGGAAUAGCAAAGACUUUCUUAUUUCUAAGCUAA
Molecule: messenger RNA, 4395 nt
Organism: Myodes glareolus (Bank vole)
Lineage: Eukaryota; Metazoa; Chordata; Mammalia; Rodentia; Cricetidae
Source: RefSeq, a predicted model, not a curated record